UCAGGGAGCGCAGCCGGCGCGGACGGAGCGGGCAGGUUUCGGCUCUUUUGCGGUUGGUGGUACCGCAACUCAGCCUCGCUGCCACGGGUUCAUCACGCCGAGAGGCGGCGGCUCCGCUCUCGCCCGGGGACUCGCGGCGGUGCCGCAUCUUUCUGGCUCCUCAGGGGCAGAUUCCCGUCGGAGCGGCGGGCAGGCGCCCCGCUCCCGCUGCCUCCCGAGGGAAGCCGGGCAGGGCUCGCACCUCCCGCCCGCCGCCCCGGCAGCGGGGAGCCCCGGCCCCAACUCCUCAUUGGCCGCCGAGGGCGGAGGGAGGAUGACGCCCGGGCGGGCGCGGGGGUAUAAAGGGCGGGCGGGCCGGUACCGCCGCGCUCCCGCCAUGCCGCGCGGGUUCCUCGUCAAGCGCAGCCGGCGCCCCGGCGGCUCCUACCGGGAGCGUCGCCCGGAGCGGGACCCGCCGCCCGCGGGCAGCCCCGUUGCGGGGCGGCGGGAGGGGAGGGAGGAAGAAGAGGAGGAGGAGGGGGAAGAAGGCGCCGCCCGCCCCGCCGCGCGUCCCCCCGGCAUGGCCCCGGCGGAGGGUCCGCCCGCCUGGGGAGCGGCGGGGCCGCGGGCGGCGCUCUUCGAGCGGUGCCUGAGCUCGCCCGCCUCGGCCGAGUCCUUCCCGCUGGCCGCCGCGCUGCCGCCCGCCGAGGCGCCGCCGCCGCCCCGCGCCCCGCCGCCCAAGCGCCCGCCGCGGGCCAAGCCGCCGGCCAAGCGGGCCAAGGCCGCGCGGAAGCUGAGCUUCGCCGACGAGGUGACCACGUCGCCCGUGCUGGGGCUGCGCAUCAAGGAGGAGGGGCCCGAGGGCCGCCCGGGGCCGCCGGCGGGGCGCACGCCGCUGGGCGAGUUCGUCUGCCAGCUGUGCAAGGAGCGCUACGCCGACCCGCUGGCGCUCGCCCAGCACCGCUGCUCCCGCAUCGUGCGCGUCGAGUACCGCUGCCCCGAGUGCCACAAGAUCUUCAGCUGCCCCGCCAACCUGGCCUCGCACCGCCGCUGGCACAAGCCGCGGCCCGGGACCGGCGCCGACGGCUCCGCAGCCGCCGCCACCACCACCACCACCACCGCCGCGCCGGGCAAGGAGAACGGCCCCGAGCGGCGCCCCGCGCCCCAGCCGCCCCGUCAGCACCGCGGCGGCGCGGACAGCGCCGCGGCCCCGCCCGGCCCCGCGCCCGGCGCCGAGGCGUUGGCGUGCCCGUGCUGCCAGAAGCGGUUCCGGCGGCAGGCGUACCUGCGCAAGCACCUGGGCACCCACGCGCCGCCCGAGCGCGGGCAGCUCGCCUUCGCCUGCCACCUCUGCGGCGCCCGCUUCCCCUCGGCCGACGGCAGGGACAAGCACGGGCUGUGGCACGCCGUGCGGGAGGAGCUGCUGCUGCCGCCGCCCGCCGGGCCCCCCGAGGGCGGCGAGCGGCAGGGCUUCCCCUGCAAGCACUGCCCCGCCACCUUCUUCAGCGCGCCGGGGCUGGCGCGGCACGCCAGCAAGUGCCACCCGCCCGAGAGCAGGCAGGUCCUGCUGCUCCAGCUGCCCGUGCGGCCGGGCUGCUAGCGCCGGGAGACACUCCGGUGGAAGGAACGUCGCCGGCUCCCGAAGCUCCCGGGGCACCGAGCAUCCUCGGGCCGGGGGGGAGGGGGGGGGGCGUCGGAGCACCGAAAGUCCCGAAGUUCAGCUGUACAUACGAUAUUUAAAGAGA
Molecule: messenger RNA, 1724 nt
Organism: Cuculus canorus (common cuckoo)
Lineage: Eukaryota; Metazoa; Chordata; Aves; Cuculiformes; Cuculidae
Gene: INSM2
Product: INSM transcriptional repressor 2
Exons: 1
Coding region: 314-1579 (421 amino acids)
Biological process (GO): negative regulation of transcription by RNA polymerase II; neuron differentiation; regulation of cell cycle process
Cellular component (GO): transcription repressor complex; nucleus
Molecular function (GO): RNA polymerase II cis-regulatory region sequence-specific DNA binding; DNA-binding transcription repressor activity, RNA polymerase II-specific
Source: RefSeq, a predicted model, not a curated record